Drosophila sulfurigaster albostrigata is the source of this 1231-nucleotide messenger RNA. RefSeq names its product chymase-like. Gene Ontology annotation, molecular function: serine-type endopeptidase activity. Gene Ontology annotation, biological process: proteolysis. Lineage: Eukaryota; Metazoa; Arthropoda; Insecta; Diptera; Drosophilidae. Bases 130 to 1176 code for a protein of 348 amino acids. The record is from RefSeq and is a predicted model, not a curated record. The transcript is spliced from 3 exons.
ACUCUCAUUCGUGCUAGUUCGGUUGAUUAAGAUAGUUUGUUCCUUCAAUAACUCGACCAUUUUAAUCAAAGCAAGAAAAAAAAUUUAAAUACAAUUUAUAAUAACAUCAAUAAUCCUAAUCUAAUUAAAAUGAGCUUUUGCAAAAUUGUGUAUGUAAUUACAAUAUUAAUUAUAAUGAAUUUUAGCAUAAUUGUUUGGUCAAGUAAUUCUGCUGAAACUGAAUGUAAUUGCUUAUAUGUAACUGAAUGUGAAUAUGCACUUAAAGUUAUACGCUACUAUAAAGAUAAAAGCAGCUUACAGCUUUGUGCUUUGCCAAAUGAAGACUACUAUUGCUGCCCGAGUCCUCGACAACCCACAAUCUCAGAAAGAAAAUGUACAGAAUUUUCAAAACUGAAAGAUUUGUGUAAUGAGACAGGAUUGGUCGCAGAUGGCAAACCAGUAGAUCCACACUCAAUUCCGUUUAUCGCUUCACUUCAAACAAGAAACAAAACAAAUGGAAAACAAACUAAGAGUUGGGAAUGGAUAUGCGGUGGGGCGUUGAUUGACACAAAGUUUAUUUUGACUGCAGCGCAUUGUGUAGAUGGUUUCAACAAAACCAUAAAAGAGAUGUCAGUUCUCUUGGGUGCCCAUAAUAAAACAGAAAUAAAUGAUAGUAAUCGAUUUAAUGUAAAAAUUAUAACAAAACAUCCUAACUACAAUCAUUCAUUGAAUGAUAUUGCUAUAUUGGAAAUGGAAAGACCAGCAGAUUUUAGCACUUUUAAAAUUCGGCCAGCUUGCUUGCCCACAUCAAGUAGAGAGGAUAUCACAGAAUUUAGGGCUGCUGGUUUUGGUAGAACCAAUGAAGGGAAGGAAUCAAGUGAAUUGUUGCAAACAACUUUAAUGACACACGAAAUUACUAAAUGCAAGUUUAUGCCCUACACGGUAUUGAAUGAAACUCUUCAAUUCUGUACAGGGCCAAAUGGUAAAACUGGCAAAGAUGUUUGUUCUGGCGACUCUGGCGGUCCAACUUUUGGCUCUGAUCCUAAUCAUACGAAUUGCCUUUUUUCGGUCAUGGGCAUCAUUAUAAAGGGAAAUAGUUGUGACAAAGAAGGUGCUCGUACUCUGCACACCAGAGUUUCAUACUAUCGCAAAUGGAUUGAGCAAAUUGUUUGGCCAAAUCACAUAAAUAAAGAAUAAUAUUUAAUAUUACACUUGUAACCAAUUAUAUAACAUAUAAAUACUCUAUGAAUCU